GCAUUGCCCAGCCGCAGCCGCAGUUGUUGGUCACGUGACAACACUACUGGCAACCUCGCAGGGACCAUUCCCGUUCAACACAUCGGACUUGCUACCACCACUCUGUCUCCCCUCCUACUCUCUCUCUGUCUAAACGGCGAUUCGAUUUGAUCCGGUUCGGUUGGGCUCUUAGCAAAACCCAAAGCUUGGUGCUGUAAACUACAGAAUUUGUGCGAGUUAAGAGGGCUCUAAAUGGAGAUGCCAUCAAAUGAAAAUUCACAGCCCUCAAUGAAUUCUACCGGUGAUGCUGAUCAUCAACAGGAGGCCAUGCUUCCCGACGGCGUAGAUAAUCUAAUACAAUGUGCUAUUGACCCCGAGGGACGUUUUAAGGAUCAGAGAACCUUCACAUUCACGGAAUGUAAAGAGUCGAAGCUGGAGGUUUCUGAAGUUAGAGGCGUACUACAAGUUAUUGCAUCCACUGGGAAAUUUUGGCAGGAUUGGGACAAAUUAAAGAGCAUGCUAUCCUUUCAACUGAAGCAGGUUCUAUUGGAGUAUCCUGAGGAAGAAAUGACAAGUGAGCAGCAAAUUGCUUCUUUAGGAGAAACCUAUCCUGAGCUGGUGAAGAGGUUGGAUGAAGCUCUUCAUAAUUUUACCGAAGGUCCUCCGUUUACCCUUCAGAGGCUUUGCGAGAUCCUAUUGGAUGCAAAAAGAAUCUAUCCAAAUCUCUCAAAGCUUGCUCUUGCAUUAGAAAAGAAUCUAUUGGUGACAUCUAUGCUGACAGCCUCAACGGAUCCAUAUCCACAAUCCACGGUGCAAAAUUCAGUUGAACCAGACAAAGCAAUUGAAGAAGCUAAAAUUCACUCUGAUUCAGUAGCGCAAAAUGGGGUGGAACCUAUGGUAAGUGGCGAUAGGGAUGAAGUUAUGUCAGAGGUAGUGCAAGCUGAUAUCGAUAAUGACAUGACCAUCGCGAUGGAAGCUUUUGAAGAUAUAGUGGGAUCAUCAGACGCAAAUUCAGUGCAGACGUAUGAUUCUUAGUUUUCCGGCGAUGUAGUUGAGAGCUCAUCAGUUCCGGCUUUACCUGAUGUAGUUAGCAGUAACACUUUUUCUGAUGCUUUGUUUUAACGCAUUUGUUCAGCAACUUUAUAUUGCCCACUUGUGCAAUGCCUUCGCUGUUGAGACAUGCAUGCGGUAAGGCAAAGAGAAUUAUCUUUAACUAUUGAUUUAACGUAAUUUUUCGUGAAAA
Messenger RNA from Malus domestica (apple), 1222 nucleotides. RefSeq lists its product as uncharacterized. Lineage: Eukaryota; Viridiplantae; Streptophyta; Magnoliopsida; Rosales; Rosaceae. Gene Ontology annotation, molecular function: protein phosphatase regulator activity. Gene Ontology annotation, cellular component: nucleus; cytoplasm; protein phosphatase 4 complex. The record is from RefSeq and is a predicted model, not a curated record.